Tribolium madens (black flour beetle) is the source of this 426-nucleotide messenger RNA. Its product is annotated as splicing factor 3A subunit 1-like. The record is from RefSeq and is a predicted model, not a curated record. Gene Ontology annotation, biological process: regulation of alternative mRNA splicing, via spliceosome; mRNA cis splicing, via spliceosome. The transcript is spliced from 2 exons. The coding region runs from base 100 to 348 and encodes 82 amino acids. Gene Ontology annotation, molecular function: RNA binding. Gene Ontology annotation, cellular component: catalytic step 2 spliceosome; U2-type prespliceosome; U2 snRNP. NCBI's taxonomy places the organism in Eukaryota, Metazoa, Arthropoda, Insecta, Coleoptera, Tenebrionidae.
CAGCACAAAAUCUGGCAAUUGUCAAACUUUUCUGUCAAAAGUCAAAUAACUAAUCAAGCGUUUAGAAAACCGUUUUCUGUAAAAAAAAAAAUAAUAAAAAUGCCAGGUUUGAAUGCUGAUCCGAAUCGGGUGUGUAAUCCACCACCAGAGGUGAGAGAUAUCGUCGAUAAAACAGCCAGUUUUGUGGCGAGAAACGGCCCCGAAUUUGAGGCCCGACUCCGACAGAACGAAUUGGGGAACCCCAAAUUCAAUUUCCUGAAUCCCGUUAAUCCCUAUCACGCGUAUUAUCAGCAUAAAGUCAACGAUUUGCGAGAGAACCGAGAGGGAAAGCAUUUUUGGGAAUUGUAAAUUCAAAAACUAAAUAAUUGCUCAUUGACUGUUUUAUUUAAAUUAAUUAAUUUUUAAUAAAAUAAAUCAAGUAGGUAA